Molecule: messenger RNA, 2191 nt
Organism: Arachis duranensis
Lineage: Eukaryota; Viridiplantae; Streptophyta; Magnoliopsida; Fabales; Fabaceae
Product: probable inactive ATP-dependent zinc metalloprotease FTSHI 4, chloroplastic
Biological process (GO): proteolysis
Cellular component (GO): chloroplast thylakoid
Molecular function (GO): metalloendopeptidase activity; ATP hydrolysis activity; ATP-dependent peptidase activity
Source: RefSeq, a predicted model, not a curated record
UGAUUCUACCAUACUACAAAAAUGGGAAAACACCAGGGACUGAAGGUAAUCCUAAGGAUAUUGUUUUUCGCCGGCAUGUGGUAGAUCGAAUGCCAAUUGAUUGUUGGAAUGAUGUUUGGAGAAAACUGCAUCAGCAAAUUGUAAAUGUUGAUGUCAUUAAUGUGGAUACUGUACCUUUUGAAGUUUACACAACUGUCGCAACUGCAGUCAUAUGGUCUAUGCGUCUUGCUGUGGCUGUUGGGUUUUACGUGUGGAUUGAUAAUUUGAUGAGACCAAUAUAUUCAAAGUUGAUACCUUGUGAUUUAGGAUCUCCUACCCAGCAAACUAAGCAGCCACUCAAACGCCAAGCACUUGGAUCGCUGGGCAAAAGUCGGGCUAAAUUUAUAUCUGCAGAAGAAAGAACUGGUGUCACUUUUGAUGAUUUUGCUGGCCAGGAAUAUAUAAAGAGGGAAUUGCAAGAGAUUGUACGAAUUUUAAAGAAUGAUGAGGAGUUUCAAGACAAAGGAAUUUAUUGCCCAAAAGGUGUGCUUCUCCAUGGACCUCCAGGAACGGGUAAAACUCUACUGGCUAAAGCCAUCGCUGGGGAAGCAGGGUUGCCUUUUUUUGCGGCAAAUGGCACAGAUUUUGUAGAGAUGUUUGUAGGGGUUGCUGCAUCACGUGUUAAGGAUCUUUUUGCUAGUGCAAGGUCAUUUUCACCUUCUAUCAUAUUUAUUGAUGAGAUAGAUGCUAUUGGUAGCAAGCGUGGAGGACCUGACAUUGGUGGAGGAGGUGCUGAACGGGAACAAGGCUUACUUCAGAUACUUACUGAGUUGGAUGGAUUCAAAGUUUCUACAGCACAGGUGCUUGUGAUCGGUGCUACAAAUAGAUUAGACAUUCUUGAUCCUGCUUUGUUGAGGAAGGGUCGUUUUGACAAGAUCAUUCGAGUUGGUUUGCCAUCAAAGGAUGGAAGAUUUGCCAUUUUGAAGGUGCAUGCUAGGAAUAAAUUCUUUCGCUCCGAGGAGGAAAAGGAGAUUCUUCUUAGGGAAAUUGCAGAGCUUACAGAAGAUUUUACUGGAGCAGAGCUACAAAAUAUACUGAAUGAAGCUGGAAUUUUGACAGCCAGGAAGGAUUUGGAUUACAUUGGGCGAGAUGAGCUACUUGAGGCAUUAAAGAGGCAAAAAGGAACUUUUGAAACAGGGCAAGAGGAUAGUGCUGAAAUUCCUGAAGAAUUGAAGCUUAGACUGGCAUACAGAGAAGCGGCAGUUGCUAUUCUUGCAUGUUAUUAUCCUGAACCACACCGCCCUUUUGUUGAGACUAAUAUAAACUCAAUCCAGAGCCGGCCAAAUAUGAGUUAUUCUGAGACUACUGGCCAAGUUUUUGCGAGGAAGUCAGAUUAUGUAAAUUCUAUUAUCCGUGCAUGUGCUCCAAGAAUAAUUGAGGAGGAGAUGUUUGGAAUUGACAACUUAUGUUGGAUCUCUGCAAAGUCAACGUUAGAAGCUUCAAGGCGUGCUGAGUUUUUAAUUUUACAGACAGGAAUGACAGCAUUUGGGAAAGCAUACUUCAAAAACGAAAGUGAUCUUGUACCUAAUCUUGCAAUGAAGCUUGAAGCGCUCCGAGAUGAGUAUAUGCGUUAUGCUACAGAAAGGUGUUCAUCCGUGCUCAGAGAAUACCAGGAAGCAGUUGAGACAAUCACAGAUAUUUUGCUUGAAAAGGGGCAAAUCAAAGCUGAGGAGAUAUGGGACAUUUACAAGAGUGCUCCUCGUCUAACUCAGCCUCCUGUGAGUCCAGUUGAUGAAUAUGGAGCACUGAUUUAUGCUGGACGAUGGGGAAUCCAUGGGAUCAGCCUUCCGGGAAGAGUUACAUUCGCACCUGGCAAUGCCGGGUUUGCGACCUUUGGAGCUCCUCGCCCAACCGAGACACAAAUUGUGAGCGACGAAACUUGGAAGCUAGUAGAUGGUAUAUGGGACAAAAAGAUUCAAGAUAUUAGAGAUGAAUCUACAAAGGUGAUCGAAGAAGAGAAAGAAACGCCACAACUUUUGAUGGCAAGCCAUUUCCUUUGACACCCAGUACUACAGAAACACAUCGUAAUUUAUGAUGUCAGAGAGAUACCUUAUUAUUAAGGCAGUUGUAAAUUUAUGAGUUGAUUUCCAAUUUUGCUGUAGUUUUAUCCAUGUACUCUAUAAUAAAUUAGAGAAGAUUUUUGCACUGUUCA